Molecule: messenger RNA, 2355 nt
Organism: Syngnathus acus (greater pipefish)
Lineage: Eukaryota; Metazoa; Chordata; Actinopteri; Syngnathiformes; Syngnathidae
Gene: prmt5
Product: protein arginine methyltransferase 5
Exons: 16
Coding region: 96-1991 (631 amino acids)
Biological process (GO): regulation of DNA-templated transcription; peptidyl-arginine N-methylation
Cellular component (GO): nucleus; cytosol
Source: RefSeq, a predicted model, not a curated record
CCAUCGCGUCGCCUGCAGAUCCAAAAUGGAGUCGUUUUCCUCCAAACCGGGACCAACGAGAUUGAGGUCCUAGUUGGUACCUUGCAUGCCAAGUCAUGGCGUCCGUCAGUACGGGAAGCAGAGUGUCCUGCGGGAGAGAUUUGAAUUGCGUGCCAGAAGUUGACGAAACAUUAACUGCGGUCGCCAAACUCGGGUUUGACUUCGUAUGCAUGCCCCUCUUCCACCCGAGGUUCAGGAGGGAAUUUGAGUUGGAACCCGCUAAAUCUCGACCCGGUCCACAGACGCGGUCUGACCUGCUGCUGUGUGGAAGAGAUUGGAACACUCUGAUUGUUGGGAAGCAGUCCGCAUGGAUCGACACAGAUUGUGAAGUGGAGACAGUACGCAGAAGCUCAGAAGCUGCGCUGGCACAGGAAUUGCAUUUCUCAGCCUACUUGGGUCUGCCAGUCUUCAUGAUGUUUUUAAAUGGACCUCAUAAAGCAAAUCUUGCUCGUGUGCUGCUUAAUCAUAUCCAGUCUGGACACCACACCACAAAUUUCUGGAUUCGAGUUCCACUGAUGGCACCUGAAGACAUACGGGAGGACCUGAUUGAGAAUGAGCCGGUCACAUGUAUUGAUGAGACAACUAUAGAUGAGAAGACCUGGAACUGGUGGCACUCAUUAAGGACACUUUGUGAUUACAACAAGAGGAUUUUUCUUGCCAUUGAAGUGGGAGCAGACAUGCCUUCAGAAACUGUGAUUGAUAAGUGGCUUGGGGAACCAAUCAAAGCAGCCAUACUUCCCACCAGCAUCUUCCUAACCAACAAGAAGGGAUUUCCUGUUUUAUCCAAAGCACACCAGAGAAUAAUUGUCCGACUUUUCAAGUUGGAGGCACAAUUCAUCUUUACUGGUACAAGUCGUCACACUGACAAGGACUUUCGCUCAUACCUGCAGUACCUGGAAUACCUCAGUCAGAACCGCCCAGCUCCCAAUUCCUAUGAGCUCUUUGCUAAAGGUUAUGAAGACUACCUCCAGUCUCCCCUACAGCCUCUCAUGGAUAACCUGGAGUCACAGACUUAUGAAGUUUUUGAGAAGGAUCCUAUUAAAUAUUCACAGUACCAACAGGCUGUGUAUAAAUGCCUUCUCGAUCGAGUCCCGGAGGAUCAGAAAGACACCAACGUUCAAGUGUUGAUGGUGUUGGGGGCAGGCAGGGGUCCCCUGGUCAAUGCAUCUCUGCGUGCUGCCAAGCAAGCCGAGCGCAAGUUGAAAGUUUAUGCUGUUGAAAAGAAUCCCAACGCUGUCAUCACGCUGGAAAACUGGCGCUUUGAGGAGUGGGGAGAUCAGGUGACUGUGGUGUCAUCUGACAUGAGAGACUGGACCUCGCCUGAGAAGGCUGACAUCAUUGUCAGCGAACUGCUUGGAUCAUUUGGCGAUAAUGAACUUUCCCCGGAGUGCUUGGAUGGAGCGCAGCACUUUCUCAAAGAUGAUGGCGUGAGCAUUCCCUGCUCCUACACCUCCUUCCUUGCACCGCUGUCCUCCUCCAAGCUGUAUAACGAAGUCCGAGGCUGCAGGGAACGCGACAAGGAUCCCGAGUCCCACUUCGAAAUGCCAUAUGUAGUACGUCUCCACAACUUCCACCAGCUGGCUGAGCCCAAAGCAUGCUUCACCUUCACACACCCCACAAAAGAUAUGAACAAUAACCGUUACCAGUGCCUCAAAUUCUCAGUGGGUUGUAACUCGGUCCUCCAUGGCUUUGCUGGGUACUUUGAGACCACACUCUACAAAGAUGUUACACUCAGCAUAAAACCUGAUACACAUUCGCCUGGAAUGUUUUCGUGGUUCCCCAUUCUCUUCCCCCUCAAACAACCCAUCUCUAUUUCACGUGAUGAUGAUGUCACGGUGCGAUUCUGGCGCUGCAACAAUGGAAAGAAAGUGUGGUAUGAAUGGGCUGUGACAGAGCCGGCGUGCUCUGCAAUUCACAACCCUGCUGGACGCUCCUAUACAAUCGGACUGUAAACAGGACCGCAAUCUUGUCCUUACGUUCCGACUUCGUAUUUUCUUUUUGUAACAGUUGUGGCGAUGUGUGUGCCUCAUUGUCAGUUAUACGAGGUCAGAUUAUCCUAACACAAUGUGGAAAAAAACACAUUCAGUGUCCUUGUUUUGUGUUUUGUUUUUGUAUACAGCAAAGAAUCACCACAAACAUUAAAUCUAGCACAAACUAUGCCUUAUUGAAGAAAUUCCAUUAAAAUAAACACCUGUCUGUUCAAUUGACGAAUAUAGGGACUCCUGUGGCACUGAGAUUACAUGCUAAAAUACCCCAUUAUUUUGUAUUUGUAUGUUUAAAUCAUGUCAAUAAAGACGCUGUUAUGUUCUAUUUUUU